Molecule: messenger RNA, 4406 nt
Organism: Physella acuta
Lineage: Eukaryota; Metazoa; Mollusca; Gastropoda; Physidae
Product: netrin-1
Biological process (GO): motor neuron axon guidance; tissue development; dendrite development
Cellular component (GO): basement membrane
Molecular function (GO): protein binding
Source: RefSeq, a predicted model, not a curated record
GGGGAGGUGUGAAGGUUCUCAUUCAGCUACGGAUUAUCUUGCUCUGUGCUACUUACGGAAUUUUUCCUCCUCAAUCAUUUCUCGUUUCCCGGAGUUGGGUGUGCGGAGUAUUGGAUGAGGAAACUUUUGGAUUCUAUGGCCUCGCUAUGCAACAUAACGUGAAUCUCGACGACUUCCGUGCUAGAUCAAGCGAGUCUAGCUGUUUACUAGUGUUCGUGACGUCAUAACUUCUCUGUCAACACAGGAUCUGGCCACGCUGCGUGCUACAGCCUUGACCAUGGCCGCCAUUGUAACGACGUAACGACCAAAGCGAGGCUGACACGCCUAAAACGACAUCUUAGAUCAGACACACGUCAGCAUGAUGUCGGCGGCGCGUAUGUAGCGGCCCAUCCUUCCAUCAUCUUUACAAGCAUUCCAUUCACGUCAACGGACAUCAUGACGUCAUCGCUCUACGUCAUCAUUGCCAUGUUCUUCCACUACCAAACGGUGGCCCUGGCAAGUAAACUCAAGUACCAGGAGCCAUACACCGGCAAGGGGGGCCCCGACCCCUGCUACAAUGAGAACGGCACCCCUAAGCGGUGUGUGCCAGACUUUGUCAACGCGGCCUUCGGUAAACGGGUGGACGCCUCUAGCACCUGCGGCGUGGAGCCGGAGCAUUACUGUAAAUCUGUUAAAGACAAGAGCGGGGAAAUUCAGAGGAACUGCUUCGUGUGUGACGCCAGUAACCCCAAGUACAGCUUCCCGCCGGAGUACCUGACUGACCUCAACAACCCCAGCAACGUCACGUGCUGGAUGUCCAAGACCUACAGCUCCGUCCAGUACCCCUCCAAUGUCACGCUGACCCUCAGCCUCAACAAGAAGUUUGAGCUGACCUACAUCAGCCUCCAAUUCUGCUCGGCCCGCCCCCACUCCAUGGCAUCUCUCUCAACAACAAAAAAAUCACAACAACAAAAAAAAAAAAACAAAAAAACACAAAAAAGCAAGAAGAUGUACAACAAGCCGGCGAGGGCCCAGGCCACCAAGGCCAACGAGCAGGAGGCGCUCUGCUCGGAGGCCUACAGCAACAUCGACCCCUUCACGGGCGCCAGGGUGGCCUACUCCACCCUCGAGGGGCGGCCCUCGGGCCUGGAUUUUGAGAACAGCCCAGUGCUGCAGGACUGGGUCACGGCGACCGACAUCAAGGUCGAGUUCCACAAGCUCAACACGCUGGGGGACGAGCUCAAGGACGACGAGGGCGCCAAGAAAAGUUACUUCUACUCCCUGUCGGACUUCGCCGUAGGGGGGCGCUGCAAGUGUAACGGUCACGCUUCCAGCUGUAUCAUCGGGCGGGACGGGCGGCCGACGUGCGACUGCAAGCACAACACCGACGGCUACGACUGUGAGAAGUGCCAGGCGUUUCACUACGACAGGCCUUGGCAGCGGGCCUCGGUCAGGGAGGCAAACGAGUGCGUCGCCUGCAACUGCAACCUGCACGCCCGCAAGUGUCGCUUCAACAUGGAGCUGUACGAACUGUCGGGCUACAAGAGCGGGGGGGUGUGUCUCAACUGCAAGCACAACACCGCCGGCCGCAACUGCAACUAUUGCAAGGAGGGCUUUUACCGGGACAAGAGCAAGGCUAUCAGCCACAGGAUGGCCUGUAAAGCCUGUGGGUGCCACCCCGUGGGGGCCCUGGGCAAGACCUGCAACCAGACGACGGGCCAGUGCCCCUGCAAGGACGGCGUGCUGGGCCUCACCUGCAACAGAUGCGCCAAGGGCUACAAGCAGACGACCUCACCCAUCGCCCCCUGCGUCAAAAAGCAGGAAAUCCUGCGGGUGAAGCCAGGGGUCAAGGUCACCGAUUCCAGCCCGAACAGAGCGACGGAGGUACGAGUCUCGGGUCACCAUGGCAACCACGCGGACACGAGGCAGCCAGGGAUUCCCAAGACAAGCAUGAACGAAGCCAGGAAAUCUGAAGCAGACGAAGAAACAGACGACUGCGGCAACUGUCAGAAACGAGUGAAAAAGUUGACGAUGCAAAAAUUUUGCAAACGAGAUUUUGCUCUAGAAGUCCAAGUGAUCUCCCGCGAACAAGAAGAAAACUGGGUCAAGUUCACGGUCAGCGUCCUGGCCAAUUACCGCCCGAGCACGCCCGAGAGGUCGCCGAGAAAGGCCGAGACUCUCAUCUGGGUCCCGCUCCAAGACCUGGCCUGCAAGUGUCCCAAGAUCCGCAUCAACCGGAAGUAUCUUGUCGUCGGCAAGUACCGGUCCGAGGACAAGAACCGACCAGGCUACGUGGCCGACAGGUCGACGACCGUCAUCCGCUGGAAGGACAAGUGGCAGAGGCGUCUCCGGCGCUUCUACAAGCGGGAGCUCAACGGCAAGUGUUAGAGCAUUUCGCACGUCAACAUGUUCUCGGGACAACUGGAACAUGUUCUCAUGACAACUGGAACAUGUUCUCAAGACAACUGGAACAUGUUCUCAACACGGGACAACUGGAACAUGUUCUCAACACGGGACAACUGGAACAUGUUCUCAUGACAACUGGAACAUGUUCUCAACACGGGACAACUGGAACAUGUUCUCAACACGGGACAACUGGAACAUGUUCUCAUGCCAACUGGAACAUGUUCUCAACACGGGACAACUGGAACAUGUUCUCAACACGGGACAACUGGAACAUGUUCUCAACACGAGACAACUGGAACAUGUUCUCAAGACCACUAGAACAUGUUCUCAACACGGGACAACUGGAACAUGUUCUCAGGACCACUGGAACAUGUUCUCAUGACAACUGGAACAUGUUCUCAACACGGGACAACUGGAACAUGUUCUCAUGACAACUGGAACAUGUUCUCAUGACAACUGGAACAUGUUCUCAUGACAACUGGAACAUGUUCUCAUGACAACUGGAACAUGUUCUCAUGACAACUGGAACAUGUUCUCAGGACCACUGGAACAUGUUCUCAACACGGGACAACUGGAACAUGUUCUCAUGACAACUGGAACAUGUUCUCAUGACAACUGGAACAUGUUCUCGAGACCACUGGAACAUGUUCUCAUGACAACUGGAACAUGUUCUAAAGACCACUGGAACAUGUUCUCAUGACAACUGGAACAUGUUCUCAUGACAAUUGGAACAUGUUCUCAUGACAAUUGGAACAUGUUCUUAACAUGGAAUAGUUGGAACAUGUUCUCAACAUGGAAUACUUGAAACAUGUUCUCAACAUGGAAUACUUGAAACAUGUUCUCAACAUGGAAUACUUGAAACAUGUUCUCAACAUGGAAUACUUGAAACAUGUUCUCAAUAUGAGGCACAAUUGGAACAUGUUGACAACGUAGAACUUUGUACAUUGGAACAUGUUGACAACGUAGAACUUUGUACAUUUCAAUCGGACAUGGAAUAAUGUGGUUGUGUGGAAUUUGAUUCAAUAUUUAAAUGACGUCAUAAUUAAUUAUAGUGUCAUGUAAUCAAAUAGAUCGAUCUUGACAUUCUACCUCCAUUUUCUUUUUUUGUAAAAUUGCAAUCAUUGGUUGUGAAACAUGAUCGUGACAUGUAAGUUGUCCUAGAACAUGUAAGCUGGCCUAGAAAAUGUAAGCUGGCCUAGAACAUGUAAGCUGGCCUAGAACAUGUAAGCUGGCCUAGAACAUGUAAGCUGGCCUAGAACAUGUAAGCUGGCCUAGAACAUGUAAGCUGGCCUAGAACAUGUAAGCUGACCUAGAACAUGUAAGCUGGCCUAGAACAUGUAAGCUGGUCUAGAACAUGUAAGCUGGCCUAGAACAUGUAAGCUGGCCUAGAACAUGUAAGCUGACCUAGAACAUGUAAGCUGGCCUAGAACAUGUAAGCUGGCCUAGAACAUGUAAGCUGGCCUAGAACAUGUAAGCUGACCUAGAACAUGUGAGCUGGCCUAGAACAUGUAAGCUGGCCUAGAACAUGUAAGCUGGCCUAGAACAUGUAAGUUGGCCUAGAACAUGUAAGCUGGCCUAGAACAUGUAAGCUGACACCAGAAGUCAGACUACGGCGAACUGGUGUUUUCUCUCCAAAAAUGUUCAAGAUGGCCAGAUUUUAAAACGUUCAAGAUGGCCAGAUUUUAAAAUGUUCAAGAUGGCCAGAUUUUAAAAUGUUCAAGAUGGCCAGAUUUUAAAACGUUCAAGAUGGCCAGAUUUUAAAAUGUUCAAGAUGGCCAGAUUUUAAAAUGUUCAAGAUGGCCAGAUUUUAAAAUGUUCAAGAUGGCCAGAUUUUAAAAUGUUCAAGAUGGCCAGAUUUUAAAAUGUUCAAGAUGGCCAGAUUUUAAAAUGUUCAAGAUGGCCAGAUUUUAAAAUGUUCAAGAUGGCCAGAUUUUAAAAUGUUCAAGAUGGCCAGAUUUUAAAAUGUUCAAGAUGGCCAGAUUUUAAAAUGUUCAAGAUGGCCAGAUUUUAAAAUGUUCAAG